Messenger RNA from Vigna unguiculata (cowpea), 1498 nucleotides. RefSeq names its product protein REVEILLE 8-like. Gene Ontology annotation, molecular function: DNA binding. Lineage: Eukaryota; Viridiplantae; Streptophyta; Magnoliopsida; Fabales; Fabaceae. The record is from RefSeq and is a predicted model, not a curated record.
ACCUCACUUAACCACACAAUCCUUCUCUCUUUCUCUUCUUAGAAAUUAGACUUCAAUCUAAAUUAGUUCAUAAAGUUGGGUACUUUCAUACUCUGUUAUAGCUAUAUACCACGUUAUCUAACACCGAAAAGGAUUGGAUAUUUCAAGCAUAAAGUUUAAAUAAACAUGCAUUCAUUGGUUGUUUGGUAACAAUCACUACAUAGGCAAAACAACGUUUAGUGAAAUGAAGUAUGAUACUAUCUCUCUCUUUUGUUAUAUUUAAUUUGUCACACUGACUAUAGUAACAGUUGAAGUUUUCAACCAAUGGCAAUGGCGCCCUCAACUCCAUCUAGUGGCUCUGGCAAGAAGGUUAGAAAGCCUUAUACUAUCACCAAGUCUAGGGAAAGCUGGUCUGAGGAGGAGCAUGACAAGUUUCUUGAAGCUCUUCAACUAUUUGACAGAGAUUGGAAGAAAAUUGAGGAUUUUGUUGGUUCAAAGACAGUUAUUCAGAUUAGAAGUCAUGCCCAGAAGUACUUUCUGAAGGUUCAGAAGAACGGGACAGUAGCACAUGUUCCUCCUCCUCGUCCUAAGCGUAAAGCUGCUCAUCCUUACCCACAAAAGGCAUCAAAAAAUGUUUUGGUGCCAUUUCCAGCUUCCCUGGCAUAUGUUUCUUCCACGUGGGAUGAAAAUUUCUUGCCCAUGAAUUCUGGAUCCAGCAGAUCACUGCCCCAUCAGGAUGAACUCACCAAUUUUCAUGGAGAUGAAGCUGAUAUUGGAUCAAAGGGGGUGACAAUAAUUGGCAACAGCUGUGUUAGCAAUGUUGGGAACUCUACUAGAAAGUUGUCUGCUACUGAAAUGCCAAAACAAGGGAAACAGACUCAGGUGCUUCAUGGUUUACCAGAUUUUGCUGAAGUUUAUAGCUUCAUUGGAAGUAUUUUUGAUCCAGACACAAAAGGCCAUGUCCAGAAGCUCAAGGAAAUGGAUCCUAUAAAUUUUGAAACUGUUUUGUUGCUGAUGAAAAAUCUCACUCUCAACUUGUCUGGUCCUGAUUUUGUGUCCGUUAGGAAUGCCAUUUCAUCACACGAUGGCAACACGGAAUUACGGCAGGAAUUGAUGUCAAGAAAUAGACAAACGAUGUAUCAUGUCAAACAGCUCAACAAACGUUAAUUGAACAUGAUCAAAUUUGGAUGGAAGACUGAAGUUUUGCUGAACAGCACCAAUGCAUUCUCAUUGCGAAGCUUGUAAAUGCAACAAAACCAUCAUCACCAGGAGAAUGGGUGUUAGAAAUGCUACCAAAACCAAAAAGAUACGAAUGUGCACAUGUUGCAGUGAUUAUAUUUCCAUUGUUUAACGUUGUGUUUGUUUUGAGCGAUGUACUUUGUUAGAGAAAGGGUUACAAGGAUUGAUAUGGUUUUAAUUUGUAUAAAUAGUUUAUGGGCUCCACAUUCUCGUAUCAUUGGUGUAUUAUUAUUUUGACACCUAACAAAUUUCAACACGCAUUUUAUUUCCAUUUGUUUCA